Lates calcarifer (barramundi perch) is the source of this 1647-nucleotide messenger RNA. RefSeq names its product growth factor independent 1B transcription repressor (gene gfi1b). The transcript has 7 exons. Bases 256 to 1248 code for a protein of 330 amino acids. Gene Ontology annotation, cellular component: nucleus. The record is from RefSeq and is a predicted model, not a curated record. Lineage: Eukaryota; Metazoa; Chordata; Actinopteri; Centropomidae.
AGGUUGGGCCUGUUCAUUGGUUGAAACCACACUCAGAUUCCCCUUGCGAAAUUAUCUGAUUGAAAAUCAGGGAGGGGAGAAAAGAAACAGCAACAAGUGUGUGAUGGUUUUACGCUGCUUUGCUUUUCUGACUUUUAGGAAAGGAUUUAGCGACACAUUUUCCUCCGCUGAGCCGAUUCACGUUAAGAGACGAAGGAAUUUCUAUUUAUUACGCAGUUUCAUUUCGACGGGAACCUGUUCGUUUAACGGAUCAACAUGCCCCGGUCAUUUCUGGUGAAAAACAAAAGGUGCACGUCCUAUAAUGUUCAUCGAUCAUAUGAAGAAGAGGAGCCCAAGGCCCCAAUAUCUCCAGAAGUCCCACCAGCAGCUCAGAACACAGACCCUUCAGACAGGCCUCAGUCCGAGGGGCAGUUUUCACCUCCACCGGACCGCUGUUCAUUUGAGAAGGAGGAGGUAGAGCUUGUGUGUCCCUUACCUGUCCAUCCAGAGCCAACCAGACCUCCUGCAGCUCCCACGCAGCCAUACUUCCUAACUGAGCCUCACAUGGCAGAAUUUGCCCCAUACUACAAGCCGACAUAUGCUUGGGAGCCGGUGCCUUCCUCCUGCGAGCUCCGUCAGAUGAGCUUCAGCCCCACAGUGCUGCAGCACGCCAGCAGUCUGUACGGCACCCACAUCAGCCGCAGUCCACAGCCUCAGCAGCCUCUGGACUGCAGCACGCACUACUCCCCCACCUCUAACACCUACCACUGUAUCACCUGUGACAAGGUGUUCUCAACGCCCCACGGACUGGAGGUUCACGUCAGGAGGUCGCACAGUGGAACGAGACCUUUCGGCUGCAGCAUCUGCAGAAAAACCUUUGGUCACGCCGUCAGUCUGGAGCAACACAUGAACGUCCACUCUCAGGAAAAAAGCUUCGAGUGCAAGAUGUGUGGGAAAUCGUUCAAGCGCUCCUCCACUCUCUCCACACACCUGCUCAUCCACUCGGACACGAGGCCUUACCCCUGCCAGUACUGCGGCAAGAGGUUCCACCAGAAGUCCGACAUGAAGAAACACACAUACAUUCACACUGGUGAAAAGCCCCACAAAUGCCAAGUGUGCGGCAAAGCCUUCAGCCAAAGCUCCAACCUGAUCACCCACAGCAGGAAACACACAGGCUUCAAGCCGUUCGGAUGUGAUAUUUGUUCCAAGGGCUUCCAGCGUAAGGUAGAUCUCCGCAGGCACCACGAGAGCCAGCAUGGUAUGAAGUGAAAGCCAAACUCAACAGCAGCAAGUGUUUGUACAUAUACAAUAAAAUCCUGUUAAAACUAUAUGAUAUUAAUGUAAGUUAAAUAUCUGUUAAUAAUAUCUGUCUGGAUUGUAGUUACAGAUAAAGUACAAGAAAAAGGAAGCUGUGAAAUCAAAUUCUCACUGAAGGCAAUUAACUGGAGUUGAGUAGUUCAGUAAAAUGUAUUUAGUUAAUAUAUUGGAAGUUGUCUUUCAAAGAUGCUUUUACAUGUGGAUGAAUGGGAGAUUUGUCGAUGUCAUUUAUGUUGAAAUCUGCUUUUGGUUUCAAAUAGUUAAUUUAAAACAUGUUUAAUGUAAACCAGGCAAGCUUGUGAGUUGAGAAAUGCUAUCAUUUGACAAUAAAGGGUAAACUGAGUAAUAAAA